AUGGAGAGUCGGAUUUUGUUUACUUGCAUACUGGUUGGAAUAUUCCUUCGGAAAUCCUGUGGUCAAAACUCAGCAACUGAAGCCGGUGAGCAUUGCAGGUGGUGGUCGAUGGUCUAGUGGUGGGGUGACUGAGAGACUAGGGAGAAGUCAGAGUAUCUCCAAAUGGUGUUAUUAUAUUAAAGGCACAAUACUUGUAUCACCUGUCAUAUAAUUUCUACAACUUUGACAGUAAUAUACACGGAGUAUACAAAGCAUUAAGAACACCUGCUCUUUCCAUGACAUAGACUGACCAGGUGAAUCCAGGUGAAAGCUAUGAUCCCUUAUUGAUGUCACUUGUUAAAUCCACUUCAAUCAGUGUAGAUGAAGGAGAGGAGACAGGUUAAAGAAGGAUUUUUAAGCCUUGAGACAAUUGAGACCUGUGCCAUUCAGAGGGUGAAUGGGCAAGACAAAAGUUUUUUAUGCUCAACUGUUUCCCUUGUGUAUCAAGAAUGGUCCACCACCCAAAGGACAUCCAGCUAACUUGACACAACUGUGGGAAGCAUUGAAGUCAAUAUGGGGCAUCAUCCCUGUGGAACGCUUUUGACACCUUGUAGAGUCCAUGCCCACGACGAAUUGAGGCUGUUCUGAGGGCAAAUAUUAGGAAGGCGUUCCUAAUGUUUAGUAUACUCAGUUUAUGUUGAUAUCUGUUCCUGACUUUAACACUAUGUGACAUUUAUAUGCUUAUGAGUCAAUGCAAUGUAAAUUAAAACAUAUAAUUGAUUAUAACACCAUAAUAAUUACUGAAUGCUUGUUACAACCACAAAUGUGGUAGUUAGAGCUCAUAACCAUAUACUGUAGGGGUGAAAACUAAACUUGGUGGUGAGUCAGUUCUAUCUGUCAGUGGUCUGUCUUUAUGACUCAGUGUAAGUUUACAGUGGACAGACAGAACAUUAGACUUAUCACACAGACUUCCAUUUAUAGAGACAGACUUUGACUAACAUAGCCUAAUUACUUUCUAUGCGACUCACUCAAACAUAUAAAUGCUUUUAAUACUAAAGACUGGCAGAGAAGCACAGAUAAUCCAGGUUUGAUCCCCUGUGAUGAUGUAUUUUGAUCCUACUUAUAGCCUACUGGUGGUGAUAUAACCACAUCAUGUUUUAGAACCAAGAAGAGCUGUGCAGGAGGCCUUUUCUAACACAUCUGAGCUCUGUGUGAGUGUCUCUGUGUGUGUGUGUGUGAGAGCUUUCAUGCAUGCAUGUGUGAAGCAGGUCUAAAGAGUUAUUGUCAGUUACUCCCAUGCCCACCAAGGCUUUGUGGUUUCAUAAUUUACAUUCAGUGUGUAGCCACUAAUAUACAGUAUUAGUCAAGCUUGUUCAGGGUGUACUGUAAACCUAACACUGUAACGUCUCCUGAGUGGCGCAGUGGUCUAAGGCACUGCAUCGCAGUGCUAGCUGUGCCACGAGAGAUCCUGGUUCGAAUCCAGGCUCUGUCGUAGCCGGCCGUGACCGGGAGACCCAUGGGGCGGCGCGCAAUUGGCCCAGCGUCGUCCAGGGUAGGGGAGGGAAUGGCCGGCAGGGAUGUAGCUCAGUUGAUAGAGCAACGCCAGGGUUGUGGGUUCGCCAGGGUUGUGGGUUCGAUAGUUUGCAACGCCAGGGUUGUGGGUUCGAUUCCCACAGGGGGUAUGAAAUAAUAAUAAUGUAAGUCGCUCUGGAUAAGAGCGUCUGCUAAAUGACGUAAAUGUAAAUGUAAUAAAGCUAAUACUAAUGUACAAGACAGUUCAGACCCAAACAGUUGGUUUACAAUAAGCAGAGAGACACAGACAGAACUACAGUUUACUGGGGCUUAACAUUAGAGGCCAUAUGUGCAGUGUAACUGCAGCCCCUCCCACUUAGGGAGCUGGAGGAGUACAAAGUCCAGAUGUGUGUGUGUGUGUGGCGUGCAUGCAUGCUUGAGUGUACACUCGUCUUUCAACACUACACUCUUAUCAGUACAGCGACCACACAUCGAGUGUCAAAUUGAAGCGUUAAGAAAUUCACUGCUAAGGGCCCAAAGAAAAUCAUGAAUUUCCAAAGCACUCAAAUCUGGAAAAUGAACAUGGCACGUCUCUCUCUCUCUCUCUCUCUUCCUCCCCCUAUCUCUCUCUCUGUAUAUGGGUAUACGUCUACUACCGCGCAUGCCUCUUCUUCUCUCAAAUGGAAAUUCCAAUACACACUUCCCCCUUAACCUUUCUCUCUCUCUAUCCCCACCUCCAACCUAACCUCCUCCUUAUAGAAUCAAUAUAUGGAGCUCCUACAGUUCUCCCCCUCUCCCCCUCACCCCUUCUUACUCCCUCUCUCUCUUUAAUGAGAAGCUCUGCUCCGUGCUACUGUUAUGAAAUAUGGAACAUUUGUAAAAUGUUGCCUAGUCUAAAUGUUAUGACAGCGUUUUUCAUCCAUCCUUCAUCCGCCCACCCCUCCUCUGAUCUAUCUCACUUCUUCAUCCCUAAUUUUAGGUUGGCUUGUUUGUUUUGAUCUGGUCUUAUCGCUGUAAUUACUGGUUUUCCUACUCAUUUCCUUUCUUCGGACAGUUCACGCCUCUUCACACAUUCUUUCUCCUUUCAUUUUGUUUCAGUUUCUCCCGCUUUCAGACUUAUGGCAUUUUCUAUAAAGGUUUGAAUGACUGUGGGACAGUGUUGUUCCAAGGAAGUGGAUGGUGAGAAGGGGGGGAUUCUGUGUGUGUGUGUGUGUAUGUGUGUGUGUGCGUGCGCGUGUGUGAGCGUGUGCACACUCACAUACUGAACAGAAAGAGGACCACUGGAAAAAGUUAAGGGAGGGAGUAGGAAUCAGAGAGAGAGAGUGAGAAAAGAGAGAGAAAGUUGAAAGUAGAAGUAGGUUUUCCCACAGAUGCUCCACACAGUCUCAGUGAGUUCUGGGAUUGUACUUAUCCCUGUAAAUAUGUGGCUGGCUAUCAUGAAUACUUAUUUUGCUUCUCUAUGGGAAGUUUGUGGGGAAACUAAUAACUAUACCACAUUGUUUCCCUGUUUCCUACAUACACAUCUACUAUAAGCACUAUGCUUAUAGAAAUUUCCCCAUCGUGAAGACCCACAUUUGGUGUAAAUAUUGCUAAACUCUGGGAGUAUUUAAUUCUCAACAGUAUGCUAUGACUUAUUCAGUUAUUAAUUUUCGCAUAAUAUUAGCAUUAUAUUCUGUAGCUAUAGCCUAUAUAUAUGUAUCUAUAAUUAUAUAUACCCUAUAUCUGUAAAAAUCUAGUGGAUGUGUGUCCACCACCUGUAACGCUCUCUUUUCCUCUCCUCUCAGUGUUGAACUGCUGUGAGGGCGACGUCCUCUUCCUAUUGGACUCCUCGGGCAGCGUCUCGUCCUAUGAGUACUCCCGCAUGCUGGUCUUCCUGUCCGAGCUCCUCCUCCCCUUCUCAUUGGGCGAGGACCAGGUGAGGGUGGGCCUACUGCAGGUGGGCACCCAACCCCGCCUUGAGUUUGGCUUUGAUGUCCACAAUACCCAAACUGGCCUCCAGGGGGCACUGGGGAACACCAAGCCUCUGAGGGGCAACACCAAUACAGAGGAGGCCCUCAGGAUGGCCAAGGACUGGGUGCUGAAGCCUGGAGGGGCCGGGGGAGCCAGGGCAGAGCUACCCAGGGUUCUAGUGUGGCUGACGGACGGGGUGAAGCCGGGCGAUGUGAUUGGACCAAUGGAGGAGCUGAGAGCGGAGGGCGUGGCCGUUCUGGUGAUCUCCACGGGCCACGGGAACUACCAGGUGCUGCGGCAGGUGGUCACCCCGCCUGUGGAGUCACACCUGUACUUUGUGGACAUCGACGAUAUGAGUAUCAUCACCGAGGACCUGAGGGAUGCCAUUAUUGGUGAGUGUGUGUGGGGUUCUGUGUGUGUCCAAUUUGAUUCCUCAAUUGACUGCAAUUUACAUGGACCUGACCCCUUCUUUUGAGCUCUACUCUAGACUUUGCUGCUGUACAAAUGCAUGUCUCCAUGCUACUCCUUUAUCACAUACCCACUCCUAGAGACUGUGAGAAAUAGAGGGACGCAGAGACAGUGUAUGUUAGACUGUAAGGAGAGAGGGGGGGCUAUUAAUAAAUACAUUAUUCAACCCCCCCCACCACCACCCAGCCCCCCCUACCGUGCCCCUCUACGGUGCCAGAUAUAUAUAGAGGGUAUUUCUCUGGUCAGAUAGGGUAGCAGUCAUAUGGACACAAUCACUUCCAGUAAACAUAUGUAGCUCUAAGACAUGAUGCAUACUGUAGUGAUGGGCAGACGCAUAGUGUAAAUACGGUUGUUUUACGACACAGAAGGAGAAUCCAUGGUCCCUCUAGCGAGUGCCUGAAGUUCCUAUCCUCUGACACUGAAACCUUUCUUGGGUUUGGUAUUUGUUACAGAAGUAUCUUCAGAACUGGGUUGUCUAUUUCGAGGGGUUUUAUGGCAUGCAUUGUGAAUGCAUUGGGGAACCCACAGUCUGUCUGUCUGUCUGAGCUCCUCUCUCUCUCAUCCUUUUCCUCCCUCUCUUUUUUGCCAUCUUGUUCUGGUUAUCCAAGGAUGAAUGCUCACCAGUGAGAGAAAGGAAUCCACACACUGUGAUAAUAUGGUCGUAAAUGUAUUUAGGCAAAUGGGGGCUGGUGAAGGGAGGGAUGUCUUAAGUAAUGGCUGGAAUGGAAUGAAUGGAAUUAUAUACCGCCAUCGGUAUAGCCAUGUCCUUCGAUUUAAAGUGACACCAGCCUCCACUGGAGUUUUAUAUUUCACCAGUGUUUCAGUCCUUUGGUCUCGUUCUGUCUCUCCUCUAACAGAGAUCCUCUGGGCUGACCGGCUCCAGGUGCGAGAUGUGUCCACAGACAGCGCUGUGCUGCAGUGGCGACCGGUUCUGGCCGGUUUGACCGGUUAUUAUGAGAUCCAGUUUGGACCGGCUCCCAGUGGGGGAGUGGUUGGAGGAGGAGCAAAGGGGCCUGGUACCAGCCCCAGUACCAGCGGUGGUCAGUACCAGAGACUCACCCGGCCAGGGGACUCCAGCACGGCCAGGCUGACGGGCCUGAAGCCAGACACCACAUACACAGCCACACUGACUCCUGAGUCCAACCUGCAGGUGCUCAACCCCCGCUCCGUCACCUUCACCACUAAGCCAGGUAAGAGGCGGUAGCAUGUUUACAUUUGACAUUUACAACAUUUAUAUUGUUACAAUUAACAAUGUUGGCUCAGUUGGUUGGGAUGUGGUGUCUUUGGGGUUUGUGUCCAGUAUGGGCACACUGUAUACCGAAUAUUCUUAUGUCACUUUCGACAAAAGCACCUGGUAAAUCACCAUAUUAUAUAUUUUUAUAUUAUAUUAUUACAUAUAACGUAUUGUCUCCUUAAGAGGUGUUGAGCCCAGCCAUGGUGACGGUGUCUGACUCAGGGACCAACAGUGUGAGGGUGAGCUGGGGUCCUCUGCAGCCGGAGUCUGUCCAGAGCUUCCAGGUGGAGUACUCAGCCCUGCCGGGGGGGAAGCUCCACACAGCUACUGUGGGCCUAGGGCAGAACUCCACCAUGCUGACCAACCUCCAGCCAGACACCCAGUACCUGGUCACCGUGAGCGCCCGUCACUCCUACGGCCGGGAGAGGGCCAUGUCUGUCAAAGUGUGCACUGAGGAGGGUAAGGAGCGUAGAGCAUUGAGGAUAUGUUCUUAGGCACAGAUGCAGUAUGGGAUUAGCCUCAACGUUUUUAAACUGAAGCAUUAAAAGGGGAAAAUGCUAAAUGUACUAUUACCCUUCACCUCUCUCUCUCUCUCUCUCUCUCUCUCUCUCUCAAUUUAAUUUCAAUUUCAAUUGCUUUAUUGGCAUGAUGUAACAAUGUAAAUAUUGCCAAAGCGUACUUUGAAAAGGUAAUCCCAUAUCCCUCCCUCCCUCCCUCCCUCCCUUCUCAGUGAGGCCGGCUCUUGCAGACCUGCAGCUGACCACGGUGGGCAGUGACUCUGUUCAGGUGGACUGGAAAGCCAGCGUGGACGGCCUCAGGGGCUACUGGAUCACCUGGGAGGGACAGGGCGGCCACGGCUCUACCACCGCUCAGCGCUCCUCCUUCUACCUGCCCCCCAACUUACUGUCCACGCGCCUGACACACCUGCCCCCCGCCACCAGAGUGUGUGUGUCGCCUGUCUACCGGACGACACGCGGGGAGGGCCUCUGCUGCACGGCCCAGUUUCAUUCAGGUGAGAGGACGGGCCGCUGCUAUUUUGAAUGA
Coregonus sp. 'balchen' is the source of this 6187-nucleotide messenger RNA. NCBI's taxonomy places the organism in Eukaryota, Metazoa, Chordata, Actinopteri, Salmoniformes, Salmonidae. The record is from the annotation of a GenBank genome assembly.